Messenger RNA from Diachasma alloeum, 2981 nucleotides. RefSeq names its product phosphoenolpyruvate carboxykinase [GTP]. The record is from RefSeq and is a predicted model, not a curated record. The transcript has 6 exons. Lineage: Eukaryota; Metazoa; Arthropoda; Insecta; Hymenoptera; Braconidae. Gene Ontology annotation, cellular component: cytosol. Gene Ontology annotation, molecular function: manganese ion binding; phosphoenolpyruvate carboxykinase (GTP) activity; GTP binding. Bases 491 to 2689 code for a protein of 732 amino acids. Gene Ontology annotation, biological process: cellular response to glucose stimulus; gluconeogenesis; cellular response to insulin stimulus.
GAUCAAGCAGUGCGUUCAGUCUCCGUUUCACCGUUCUGUUUCAAACCCGCGUAACAGCCCAAGUCCCGUCAUUAUUCCCCGGAGAUGCUGCAAACUCCCCGCUUUCUGCGACUCCAAGCAGAUGAUUUCUGAGGGAAAAACAUCUGUAGUCGUGCCCCUCCCGAAGGUGAUACGUGGAAAGCUGUAAAGAAGCCGAGGUAUUUCAUCAGCUGUGACGAUCGCUAAACACACUGGAGAAACAACUUGUCCUCUUGCGACACAUGUUUGAACUUCCCCCACCGAUUUGAGUAAUCUAAUCACCGGAAAUUGAAGCUAUUCGUGACGUGAAGCAAUCAGAUUGGUUGAUAUUCGAGGGGCUCGUCUCUCUAUUGUAACUGGAGGGGAACGAGAAGUUGGGGAAAAAAAGGAGAAAGAAGAAGGGAUCCCUCGACCCUCGGACUCUGUCCCUCUUGCUCAACGUGUAUAAAAGACCAGAAGUGGAGGUGCCAAGAUGCCGAACAUUGGAUGGAUCAUUGCCAGACAACCGAAGACGAUUAGUGCCACUGGUUGUCUAAGGGACACCGCGAGAUUACGAGCAUUCUCGACGAUUAUCGGGAGAAAUAACUGCGGAAAUACUGACAAAUGCACCAAAUUCCUGAGAACUGUUGAUUACGGUGUCUGGGGAUCUGUCGCUAAGCCACAGAGAUUUUCAAUUUUUACGCAUCGCGUCGCCGCCAAGUAUAAUAAAUCAUACAGAAUGCCGUACCUAGUUGACAAAUUGUACCCACAGGUGACGAACCUGAUGGCAACGCAGGCCACCAAGAGCGCAAGUUCGAUAGAUGACGUUGAUGAUCACAUCAGCGGAGUUCCCCUCGUGAAUAAAUUAUCGGUUCCACUGGCCCCCAAAGUAAGGGCUUACGUCGAGGAAUGCGUAAAACUCUGUAAACCCGAUGAGGUUUACAUCUGCGACGGAAGUGAAGCUGAGAACAAUGCCUUACUGCAGAUGCUGGAGAAGAAAGGAACCGUCGAACGUCUUUCGAAGUACGAGAACUGCUGGCUAGCAAGAACGAAUCCGGCGGACGUGGCUCGUGUGGAGAGUCGCACUUUCAUCAGCACAGACUCAAAGAACGAGACUAUCCCAACACCCCGAGAAGGGGUGAAAGGUACUCUGGGGAACUGGAUUAGUCCCAGCAACAUGGAGCAGGCAAUUGUGGAGCGUUUCCCUGGCUGCAUGAAAGGACGCACCAUGUACGUCAUUCCCUUCAGUAUGGGUCCAAUCGGCUCACCAUUGUCUAAGAUUGGAAUUGAAAUCACUGAUUCAGCUUAUGUUGUGUGCUCGAUGAAAAUUAUGACCCGUAUGGGAUCGCGUGUGCUUGAUGUCCUUGGGAAAGAUGACUUUGUCAAGUGUCUCCACUCGGUUGGAGUGCCGAGUAAUGAUUCGCAAGUUAAGAUAAAGCCCUCGUGGCCUUGCGAUCCGGAGAGAACGAUUAUUCUACACAAACCAGCUAAAAAUGAGAUAGUCUCGUAUGGAAGUGGAUAUGGGGGCAACUCAUUGCUGGGGAAGAAGUGCUUCGCACUGAGGAUUGGAUCCACUAUUGCCAAGAGAGAAGGAUGGCUGGCAGAACACAUGCUGAUCUUAGGUAUUACAAAUCCAAAAGGAAAGAAAAGGUACAUCGCAGCAGCUUUUCCAAGCGCCUGUGGCAAAACAAAUCUCGCAAUGAUGCAGCCAACACUUCCCGGUUACAAAAUCGAGUGCGUCGGCGAUGACAUUGCCUGGAUGAGAUUCGACAAGAAAGGGAGGCUACGAGCUAUCAAUCCUGAAAAUGGAUUUUUCGGUGUUGCACCCGGCACAGCAACAGCCACUAAUCCCAAUGCGAUGAAGACUAUUUUCAAGAAUACACUGUUUACUAAUGUGGCACGUACGAGUGACGGUGGUGUCUACUGGGAGGGUAUGGAGAAGGAGGUAGCGAAUGACGUUGAAAUAACCGAUUGGCAUGGAAAUCCCUGGCCAAGGGAUUCUAAGACACCUGCUGCUCAUCCAAACUCAAGAUUCUGCACUCCAGCUAAUCAGUGUCCGAUAAUCGAUUCAGCUUGGGAAAAUCCGGAGGGUGUACCGAUUGAUGCUAUUCUCUUUGGUGGUCGCAGACCCCAGGGAGUUCCACUUGUAUAUCAGGCAAGAAAUUGGCAGCAUGGGGUGUUCAUUGGAGCUACUAUGAGAUCAGAGGCCACCGCUGCGGCUGAACACAAGGCUAAAGUAAUUAUGAAUGAUCCAUUCGCCAUGAGACCAUUCUUCGGUUACAACUUUGGUCACUACCUCAGCCACUGGUUGAGCAUGUCCCGAAUUCAAGACGCAAAACUCCCCGCAAUCUUCCACGUCAAUUGGUUCAGAAAAGGUGCCGACAACAAAUUCCUGUGGCCAGGAUUCGGUGAGAAUUCCCGAGUUCUCGAUUGGGUUCUGCGUAGAAUCGAGGGAGAAGAUAUUGCGGUGGAGUCACCAAUCGGUUUACUACCAAAACAGGGCUCCCUCAACUUGAAUGGUCUUCAGGAAAACGUCGAUUUACAGGAGCUAUUCAGAUUACCCAAAGACUUCUGGAAGCAGGAAGCUGCUGAGCUCAGGGAUUACCUCGAUGCCCAAGUUGGGCGGGAUCUCCCUAAAGCUAUUAUCGAAGAGCUGAAUAAUCUCGAGAAGAAUGUCUCGAAAAUUGAGUAAUUUUUAUAAUACAGUUGAGAUCAAUUUCAUCAUCUGGAACAUUCCAUUGAGACGAAAUGCUUGCUUCGUGAAUAUCUGUAUAUAGUAUUAUCAAAACAAUUUAAAAUCAUGAACGGAGAGACUCCUCUGUUAACUGCAUUAGUAAAAUCGAUUGCAGAGAUGUUGUAACCACGUGAUACUUAACGACAACUGUGACUUUAUCUUUAUAUUUAUUAAUAUAAUCCUCACGCAAAACUCAGUAAUAUUCCUCUUGUCAAACAUUAUUUAUGAAAAAUAUAUAUUUUCAAUCGAU